Molecule: messenger RNA, 4350 nt
Organism: Lachancea lanzarotensis
Lineage: Eukaryota; Fungi; Ascomycota; Saccharomycetes; Saccharomycetales; Saccharomycetaceae
Gene: UFD4
Product: LALA0S02e02278g1_1
Exons: 1
Coding region: 1-4350 (1449 amino acids)
Biological process (GO): protein polyubiquitination; proteasome-mediated ubiquitin-dependent protein catabolic process
Cellular component (GO): nuclear speck
Molecular function (GO): ubiquitin protein ligase activity
Source: RefSeq, a predicted model, not a curated record
AUGAACAGAGAUUACGAUGACGAUGGGGAUUUUGUAAUCCGCUCCGGCACAUCGCAGCGUGAAAUAAGCGAAAGCGAACACGACGAAUCUGAGGACUCAAGAGAGUACGAUUAUGCAGAAGAAGACGAUGAAAAUGAAAAUAAUGAGGACGAGGAGCUUUCCUCAGAACGUACUAAUGACUUAAGGGAGGAGGCGAAUGAAGAGCUAGAGGAAGACCACGAAAAUGAAGAGGGGCAUUCAAACGCAGGCUCCAGCACGGCUAACCACCGUGCGUUUGGAAAUGAAACACACAGAACUCCAGCUUCACUUCAACAGAUGCUGGGAUUUUUGUCCCAGAGCAUGGAAUCCAACGGGUCAACACGCGAGCAGGGCUCUAGCUCGCUACCUGGUCUCAGAAACCGUCAAGGGAGAAGAGUCGAGAUUGCAGACAUUUUUCCUGAAAUGUUUGGGUUUGCCGGUAGUGGACCCAUCUUUGGACCAAACAGAGCCAAUCCACAUAUUUCUCAACUGUUGGGAAACAUCGCGGCAUGCCACGAAGAUCCCUUCGUAGCCCAAGAAAGCUUGCGUGAAAUAUCCGAACAAUUAUUGAUGAUGAACUCAAUUGCAGCAGAACGUGCAAUUCCUCAAGAAGAGCUUUUGAAAAACGUUAUACAAAUCUUAGAGAGUCCUCGACUGCAGGAUCAGCUCGAGCUACAGAUGGUCGCCGGUCGGUGCUUGUACAAUCUAUUUGAGGUCAAUCCGAGCAUUAUAGAGGUUGCUGUAGAUCUUGAUGUGAUAGCGGCUCUACGAGGGAAGCUGCUCGAAAUCAGUUACAUUGAUUUGGCAGAACAAGUUUUAGAGACCCUAGAAAUCAUCUCUCGACUACAUGGAAGAGAAAUACUUGAAUCAGGCACUCUCACAGUAUGCCUACAAUACCUAGAUUUUUUCACUUUACAUGCGCAAAGAAAGUCUUUGACGAUAGUAGUGAACUCGUGCACUAGAGCCCGCAUCCAGGACUUUACAGAAAUUGCCAGUGUGAUGCCUAUAUUGAAGCAGGUCUUCAUGAAUUAUUCGGACAGUGUACUCCUGCUAAAAGUUUUUGAUGGGUUGUACGGAAUUUGCAGUAGCUUGAAUAAAGAGCGAGAGCGACUGACCCAACUUUUUGACUCCGAUCUGGUCGAAAAAGUCAUGCAGCUAACCAUCAAUGGGGAAACAAAGCUUGAAACGCGAUUGAAAGCAUUUGACGUCCUGACUCAGUUGGUUUUGUGCUCCAGAACAUUUGCCGCUCAAAUGAUACGCUCUCAAAACGUUGCGAAUUUGAUACUGAGCUCCAUCGAUGGCUACAAAAAAAAUCAAAAGUCGCCCCUCCACGAAAGGAUAAUGUUUGCACCCAAAUCAUUAUUGACCUGUAUCGCACGGUUCUUGAUGUGUCUGCUUCCAGUUGAGGAACAUCCUGUGUUUUCGAACUACGACGGUUUUGAGAAACGUUUGCCAGGGCUUGAUCAUGACAUAGAACAGCUGCUAACGGAAGUCAUCCCCAUUUUGGUGGAGAUCUAUGAUAACGCUGUCGAUUUUCAAAUCAGAAAGUAUGUUCUUGUUGCUCUAGCGCGUACAGUUUCAUCGUCUAUCCCGUCUGCUUCUUUCAUGGCGAAUAAAAGAGUGAUAUCGCUAAUAGCUUCAAGUUUUUCCAGAAAUGAGCGGCUCUUCCAAGACAGUGAUUUAACCGAUAAAGAGUCGGGCACCCUUCUUGUCGGUUGUGCUUCCUUCUCGCGUACACUGAUAGAAAGAAACCCUGCAGAAUACCUACCAGCUUUCCAGCGCGAGGGUGUUUUUGAGAUGAUUGACACUCUGUUAGAAGGCCUUUCGCUUAAAUUCAUUGAAGACAACUCACCUCAAGAUGAAAACUGCUCUCAGUCCCCCGCGGAAGAAGUAUUGUCCGAGGAUAGUAAUGACCACUACGAUGGUGAUGAUUUUGAUAUGGAAUUCGACGGAUACGAGGGUCUCGGACAGGUUAAACCGCGCAAAAUCCCAUUCAACGUUCUCAAACAAUUAAAGCUGCAUGGACUGAAAUCUGCUCUGGCUGAAAAUUUGAAGAUUAUGUCGUCAAUCUCACAGAAAGACCAAUUUUUAUCAACAGAGCUCAAUGAAAUUUCUCACUUGGUGAAAAAGCUGCAAAAUUUGGUCAUUCGUUCGAAUACUUAUGAAGCAUGGCUAUCCGUCUGGAAAAAUGUUAGAAACAAACUCUUCUCACCAAAGUUUGUGAUCUCUAGCUUCGAAUUUAUGUCAACCGGUCUAGCCAGUGAGAUGUCGAAAAUAAUUGCGGAUAAUGUAUCAAGGGGCUCUUUCUGCGAAUCAGCUUUGAUUGACGCUUUUGGAGACGACUUGAGUUCUUUCGUUCAACUUUUGCAAUCUUCUCUAACAAGGAUUGAAUGUCUAAGUUUGAUGGAUUGUGGACUCCAUGGCGAAGAGGGCAGGUCCGCCUCUUUAGGGAAGCAGAUGAAACUCAAGCUAGAAUACGAUGGAGAUUUUGAGACGGACAAAAUCCCCAUCAAUUUAAGGUCUAUUACUGUUGGUAUUCAUUGUGUCGCAUCAUUCAAGUCACUCAAUGACUUUCUUAAGCACAGAAUAUUACAGUCUCGAAUAAUGAGUGCAUCUUCGCCUCUGGUAGCAAUUGGUCCUGAGGAAACUACAGGGAUAGAUGGUUGGAACUUUGCUUUCUUCGUGGAGGAUAAAGAAUGUGACUACCAGGACACGUUAUUUGGCCCCAUUUUUAGGACUUACUUCAAGAAUGAAAACGAUAGAAGACGUCUAUGGACGGAUUUGCAUGUACUGAAGUUCAGGAAAAUUGUAGGAUCAGUACGAGAGACAAGACCUUUGAAAGAAUUCUACGCUGAGCAGGCUGACUUGGGGACUGAUGAGAAGCAGGCAUAUGACCUCAUGAUGAUUCUCAAAGCGCUGCGAAAAAGUUCUUUAGGAAGUGAAAGCUUCAUCAAUUCGAAGAUUAGCGCGAAGUUAUCUUGCCAACUGGAUGAGCCACUCAUUGUUGCCAGUGGUUGCAUUCCUGAAUGGUGCACAGUUGUCACACAACAAUAUCCUUUUCUCUUUCCUCUUGAACUCAGAAUGUUCUACUUACAAAGUACGUCUUUUGGAUACGCUAGACUUAUUCAGAUUUGGAAAGAUCGCAUGGGAGGAGACAAAGGAGAAAGAGGAGAAAACGUGUUGCAUCAGUUGGGUAGGCCUACCAGACACAAACUCAAAAUAUCUCGAGAUAAUAUGUUUUUGAGUGCAUUGAAGAUAUUUUCAAAAUACGGUUCGUCCCCCAAUAUUUUAGAGAUCGAGUACCUAGAGGAGGUCGGAACGGGACUCGGACCCACGAUGGAAUUUUACGCUAUUAUAUCAAGAGAGUUCGCAAAAAAAUCAUUGGGUUUGUGGAGAUCUGAUCAAUAUCCUUUGAAUAAGCAAGACGAACUAGUCGAAGGCCUUCUUUUCCCUGCUCCUCUGCGCGCUUCGAAAGAUCAAAAGGGAACUUUGGAGCUCUUCAAGCAACUUGGUGCUUUCGUCGCACGAUCCAUGCUUGACAAUCGCAUUCUAGACUUCCGCUUCAACGUAGCGUUCUUCGAACUGGCACACUUGUAUGCAGAUGGCGAAAAUCUCAGUCUCGAUCAAAUUGGCCCAACUUUCUCACUAAUGCAUAAGGUAGACCCCCAACUUACAAAAUCUCUUCAGUUUUUGCUCGAGCACAAGGAUAAUGACAUUUUAGAGUCACUUUCGUUGACAUUCCGUUUGCCAGGCUACGAUUUAGAUUUGAUUCCAAACGGAACAAAUUUUGCCGUGACCAAGGACAACUUGACCGAAUAUAUUGAUCUCGUUAUAGACCAGAUGCUCGGUGCAGGGGUCGAAAAGCAAAUACGCAGUUUCACGGAUGGAUUUUCACAAGCAUUCCCCUACCGUUCCCUUCUCAUUUUGACACCAGAGGAGCUGACGGAACUUUUUGGAAGAGUGGAAGAGGACUGGAGUCCAGAGACUCUUUUAGCGCAUGUGGAAGCUGACCACGGCUACACACAAGAUUCAGAUAUCAUCCACGAUUUGAUUUCGUUGAUGACAUCAUUCUCGGCUCAAGAACGUCGAUUUUUCCUGCAAUUUCUUACCGGGUCGCCCAAGUUGCCACUUGGCGGCUUUAAAAGCCUUAGUCCCAAGCUGACCGUGGUUCGCAAACACACGGAAGAAAACAUGACCGCUGACGAGUACUUGCCUAGUGUCAUGACUUGUGCGAACUACCUCAAACUGCCAAUGUAUAGCGACAGGGACAUUCUUAGGUCCAGAAUUAUUCAGGCUAUGACGGAAGGAUCGGGUGCAUUUCUGCUGUCCUAG